Messenger RNA from Globicephala melas (long-finned pilot whale), 6625 nucleotides. RefSeq names its product cathepsin K (gene CTSK). Gene Ontology annotation, molecular function: cysteine-type endopeptidase activity. Gene Ontology annotation, cellular component: lysosome. NCBI's taxonomy places the organism in Eukaryota, Metazoa, Chordata, Mammalia, Artiodactyla, Delphinidae. The record is from RefSeq and is a predicted model, not a curated record.
UGUCUAUAAUUUCAGGAAUCAGAAAUCAUAGGGCUCUGAUCACUCAGCGUUCCUUGGUUGUCCUCCUGAUCUUGACUCAUUCUGAGUAAAAUCAUCAGAAACAUCUGACCAUGGGAUGGGGGUGGGGGAUUGCCCAAGUCCUUGGGAGAGGGGGAAAGUUGGGACUUGAGACCAAUAGGGCACUUCUGGAUUUAAAGGUAUUAAGAAUGGGGAAAUUUAAACUAUUCAGGUCUAGACCUAGUUUCCCUCUAGGACAGUGUGUUUCAUUAGGAAAUUUAAAAAACCCAUAAGCAUAAGCCUGUGUUCUUGAGGGUCUAUGUGUGUAAUCCAGCUAGAAACUGACUCUAGAUCCCAUGUGUUAUCCUUUUUGUUCCCAGGACCCCUUUUCCUCUUCGCACACAUCUGUUUAUGGAAGAAAAUGUUUGGGGUUGUGGUUUAGGGACUGAACUAGAUUCUUAUGAUCUGUCACAUGCCUGGAUGUUGAGGGAAGCAUUUGGUGAAGCUCAUAUGACUGGACCUGGAUUGGGGAUUUUAAUAAUUGAGACAGAUAAUGUUCAUCAUCCUACCAUCUGAGAGUUGUAGCAACAAAGAAGUCACAUGUGAAUUUGUCAGUGCUUAUGGCAUUGAUUCAAGUGCUGUCAUAAAUAACCAGGAAUACUGUUUCUGGUUACUUUUAGAACUGGUUUCAUCUGGACUUUUCUUGAUGUAUCCUUCCUCAGCAAAACCAUGUUAGUCUGGGGAAGAUAUUCCCCUGCCUGGAAGCAAUGACAACUUUUAGUCAACAAGUUUAUAAAAUACAAAUGAUUUUGGAGCCUGUGACUUCCCUUACAUACUUUUUUCUAGCCUUUUGUGUUCAUUUCCUCAUCCCUCAUGUGAGGGUCAGACAUAUUGGAAAACUGAGGUUUCAAAGUUGGAGAGAUGAAUAAUAACAGGAAAGGGACUGGAAAGUUGUAAUCCCCCAGUGUAAUAAUAUUUUGUCCACGAAAGAGAAGGUAAGCCGCAACUUGGAUAAUAUGUAUUGAGGUAUUUUUUUUGUCUGCUCUCAAAGGCAGGCAGCCACGUGAAACUAAAUACCUAACUCUCUGCCCUGGCACACAUGCUCCACAUGCGCACACAGAAACGAUGCAGAUCUGCUGCCUCCUUCCCUCCUCCCUAAUCCCCCUCUCUCAGCAUUUCUAUCUCCACUGCCCUCCCCAUCCAAAUUUUCCAGCCAACAGCUACAGUUGACUUCCGCAAUCCUGGUGGAAUAAAUCCAGCACCCCUAGUCAUCCGCCCACAUUAUCCACACUUCUCUGCUGAGACGAGCCCAGAGAACAGAUCCCCAUCAGCAGGAUGUGGGGGCUCAAGGUUCUACUACUGCUGCCUGUGGUGAGCCUUGCUCUGUACCCCGAGGAGAUGCUGAACACCCAGUGGGAGCUAUGGAAGAAGACCUACAGAAAGCAGUAUAACAGCAAGGUGGAUGAAGUCUCUCGGCGUUUAGUUUGGGAAAAAAACCUGAAGCAUAUUUCCAUCCAUAAUCUCGAGGCCUCUCUUGGUGUCCAUACAUAUGAACUGGCCAUGAACCAUUUGGGGGAUAUGACCAGUGAAGAAGUGGUUCAGAAGAUGACUGGACUCAAAAUACCCCCCUCUCAUUCCCGCAGUAAUGACACCCUCUAUAUCCCAGACUGGGAAGGCAGCCCAGACUCUAUUGAUUAUCGGAAGAAGGGAUAUGUUACUCCUGUCAAAAACCAGGGUCAGUGUGGUUCCUGUUGGGCUUUUAGCUCUGUGGGUGCCCUGGAGGGCCAACUCAAGAAGAAAACUGGCAAACUCUUAAAUCUGAGUCCACAGAACCUGGUGGACUGUGUGUCUGAGAAUGAUGGCUGUGGAGGGGGCUACAUGACCAAUGCCUUCCAGUAUGUGCAGAAGAACCGGGGCAUUGACUCUGAAGAUGCCUACCCGUAUGUUGGACAGGAUGAAAGUUGUAUGUACAACCCAACAGGCAAGGCAGCUAAGUGCAGAGGGUACAGAGAGAUCCCUGAGGGAAAUGAAAAAGCCCUGAAGAGGGCAGUGGCCCGAGUGGGACCCGUCUCUGUGGCCAUUGAUGCAAGCCUGACCUCCUUCCAGUUUUACAGAAAAGGUGUGUAUUACGAUGAAAACUGCAAUAGUGAUAAUCUGAACCAUGCAGUUUUGGCAGUGGGAUACGGGAUCCAGAAGGGAAACAAGCACUGGAUAAUUAAAAACAGCUGGGGAGAAAACUGGGGGAACAAAGGCUAUAUCCUCAUGGCCCGGAAUAAGAACAACGCUUGUGGCAUUGCCAACCUGGCCAGCUUCCCCAAGAUGUGACUUCAGCCAGGCAACCCCAUCCUGCUCUUCCAUUCCUUCCACAAUGGUGCAACAUACUGAUAUACCUUGGAAGGGAAUUGGUGUGCCUUUCUUGAAGAAGAUGUAAUGAUACAGAGAUUGUCUGUUCAGUUUCCAUGUUUGUUUGUGCUUCAAGUGACACUCCUACUACGUUUCUUCUCUCCACCCAAGGUCUUUAUUUUUUCAUUAGAAAUAGGAAAUUUCCCUAACAGGUAUGCAUUCUUAGGCUAAGAGAUGUGACCACAACCUGCCCUGACUGUGUUGUCCUGGGGCCAAUGCUGUGUAAAUAGAGGCUAGAGAUCUUCAGCUAGGCUAGAUUCUCAUUCACAGGGACUAGUUAGCUUUAACCACUCUAGAGGACUAAGGUGACCUGACUUCUCAGUCUCCACAUUUACUUCUAUAUCUUCAAGGUAGAAAUUCCACCCCAUUAAUAAAUCUAUUCAUAAAUCUUUGGUACAAGGUUACAUGAUACAACAAAUGUGUUUUGUUUUUCCUUCUUUGCAUUUAUAAAGUAAACUGUAUUUAUCGCUUAUCUCUAAUUUAAUAAAUAGCUAUUUAGUAAACGUUGAUUUUGUGUCAGAUACCAUGCUAGGUGCUGGAGACAAAAAGAUGAACAAAACAUAUUCCUUAUAUGUGAUGUGUUCACAAUUUGUCUGGAGAUUCUGCUGCAUAAACAAUUUGUCCUAAUUCAUUUAUUUGUUCAUUCCUUCAACAUUUUUAUUAUUUUUUUAAUAGAUCUUUAUUGGAGUAUAAUUGCUUCACAAUACUGUGUUAGUUUCUGUUGUACAACAAAGUGAAUCAGCCAUAUGCAUACAUAUAUCCCCAUAUCCCCUCCCUCUUGAGCCUCCCUCCCAUCCUCCCUAUCCCACCCCUCUAGGUCACUGCAAAGCACCGAGCUGAUCUCCCUGUGCUAUGCUGCUGCUUCCCACUAGCUAACUAUUUUACAUUUGGUAGUGUAUAUAUGUAGAUGCUACUCUCACUUCACCCCAGCUUCCCCCUCUCCCGCUGUGUCCUCAAGUCCAUUCUCUAUGUCUACGUUUUUAUUCCUGCCCUGCAGUUUCAUCAGUGAGAUGAACAUUUUUUUUUUUUAGAUUCCAUAUAUAUGUGUUAGCAUAUGGUAUUUGUUUUUCUCUUUCUGACUUCACUCUGUCUGACAGACUCUAGGUCCAUCCACCUCACUACAAAUAACCCAAUUUCAUUUCUUUCUAUGGCUGAGUAAUAUUCCAUUGUAUAUAUGUGCCACUUCUUUAUCCAUUCAUCUGUUGAUGGACAUUUACAACCAACAUUUUUAAAGUGCUUACUCAGUAUUAAGAAUUGUACUAAGAGACUGGUUCAAGAUGGUGGAGUAGAAGGACGUGCGCUCACUCCCUCUUGCGAGAGCACCGGAAUCACAACUAACUGCUGAACAAUCAUCGACAGGAAGACAGUGGAACUCACCAAAAAAGAUACCCCACAUCCAAAGACAAAGGAGAAGCCGCAAUGAGACGGUAUCAAGAGCUGCACUGGGGUCUAAAGAUUCUUCUCAACCACUCCUGUUCCUUUUCCCAUUACCCUUCAGAAGCACUGACCCUCAGUAAUUGUCUUACACUUCUAAUUCCCUCUUGGUGUCUGCUUCUUGGAGGACCUGAACAGGCAUAGCCUAUAAAUAACAGAAGACUAGUAUCUAGAACGUAUAUGUAAAAACAAACAAACUACAGAUUGAUGAGAUAAAAACAAAUAAUAGAAAAUUAGGCAAAAGACACAAACAGGCAAUCCACAGAAGAAAUCUAAAAAGCCAAUGAAUACAGGAAAAGAUGCCUGAUCUCAUAGAGAAAGCCAGGGCGUUGCAACAAAAACCCAAAGCAGCUAAACAAACAAAUAAAUAAAUAAAUAUAUUUAAAAACAAAAAAAGAUGAAGUACUUACCCAUCUUUAGAGACAUUCCCACAUGUGCAUAAGGAGACACACAGAAGAAUGCAUUGCAGAAUUAUUUGAAAGAGGAAAAGAACCUAGAACAAUCUAAAUGUACAGCAAGAGAAAAAUGGAUGAAUAUAUUGUGAAACAGAUAUGCUACGGAAUAUCAUACAGCUGUGAAAACAAAUAAGCCACAGCAAAAAUUUCCACGUGGAAUGGAAGUGAAAAACUGACUUUUGGCUGUGAAAAGUCCUAAUAAUGUAUACUUUAUUUAUCUUGAAAAGUUAAAAAAAAAGAAAUUAAAAAAAACAAAAAGACUUGUUUAUCCUCUAGUCUACAGGAAGUAAGUUGACAAGUACUUUUGAUAUGAUUUGUCUUGGCCACACUAGCUGCUGAAGGAGACUAAUUAUGAUUUUGUAAAUCUUUCAUCUAUUAAAAACAGAAAAAUGUAAAAAAAAAAGAAUUAUACUAAGUUUCAGGGAUUAAAUGGAUAUAAAAGUAUUUCAAUAUUUAAUUCUAUCUGUAUGGGGACCAGAUUAAGUGACACAUGAACCUAUGUCUUGAAAAAUAUCUUAAUGCCCUUUCUGAGGUUCUGGAACCUAAAAUUUUGCUAUCACCAAAAGAGGAGAUUGAAACUCUUUAUAAUGAUUCCCGAGCAGUAUCAAUUCUAAAAGAACUUAGCUGGCUAAUAAUAAAUCAGCACAACUGGUUUUGCCAUUUUUCGCAGAACGUUUAUUGAGCAUCUGUUAUUACCACUAGAAAGAGUUCACAUUUAUUGAAUGCUUACCAUGUGUCAGGAGCUACUUUAUUUCUUGCUGUGCAAAAAUUAUUUAUUUUUGUGUGUCAGUAUUUAUUACCAUGUGGUAAGCAGUGUAUUUAAAGCUACCAGGAUGAAACAAAUUAGUAAGACAUGGCCCUGACUUCUAUGAAUGUUAUAGACUAGUGACAGGCAUAUAAACAACUGAUAUCAAUAUUAUUAAUAAUAUCAACCAUAAUAAAAUAAACAUGAAUUAUGGAAGCUCAGGAAUGAGUCAUUCUUAAUCGAUUUUAGAUGUGGUUUCAUUGAAAACAGCUUUGAAAAACCUCAGUGAGCAGAGAAGAUUAGGGUUUGGAGUGGAUGAGGGAUUGGAGAGAUUUGGGUUGGGGGUGAGGAGUAGGGUUAGAGGAGGGAGGGCGGCGUAUCAGGCUGAAGGAUCUGGGUGAGCAAAGGCACCAAGAAAGCUGUGUGUGUGAAUGGUAAGAGCUGCAGUGGCUCUAAAUAUAGGGUGCACAUUCAUAUACAUGGUAGACUGAGGACAGAAAGUAGGUUGGAGGUGAGUCCUGGAAGGCCUUGAAAGCCUCUCAUGUCCCUAGAAGUUCAUAUUUUAUUUUAUAGACACUCAGGCAUUUAGUGGGCAUCAAAUAUUUUUUAGUAGGAGAAAGACACUAUCAGAUCUAUAUUUUAGCAGUAUUCCUCUGGCAGUGGUGUAAAGAACAAAUAACAGAUGAAGAACAAAAUGGAGAUGCAAGAAAUUGGAAAAUCAACAUUUAGGAGACACUGCACAUACUCUAUUUCUUCUCAAAGAAAGAAUACUUAAUGGAAGAAUGACUCCUGAACUUUUUUGAAGCUUGGGUAUGGGUUUGGCAGAUUGGGAGCUGUAAAAUGGCAUUCAGACACAAAGAACAGUAUACUGAAAUGUAUAGGCAUGAGAGACCACAUUCGAUAAUCUGCAAGUAGUUUUUGUUGAGCUUUGUAAAGACCAAAGACAAGCUUGAGAGAUGUCUGACUUCCAACUAGGCAAAUUUACACAUUUCUAUUAUUUUGAUUUCUUUCUUUUUGUCUUUCUGCCUAAAGAACAUCCCUUAGAACUUCCUUUUGUAUGGGUAUGUGGGCAACAAAUUUAUUUCAUUCCUGUAUGUAUUUGGGUUUAUUUCUAGAUUUUCUAUUCUGGUACAUCAAUAUGUAUAUCUAUCCUUGGCCAGUAUCACACAUUUAUAAUGUUUUAAUAUCUAGUCAGGUUAGUCUUCCCCUUAUUACUCUCUUUUUUUAGAUUUUUUUCCUGAAGAUUCUUGCUUUUUAUUUUUUCCAUGUGAUCUAUUGAAUUAGCUUGUCAAGUUGUCUAAAAUUCUGCUGGUAUUUUUAUUUGGAUGACAUUAAAUUUAUAUCUCUAAUUAGGGAAAAUUGACCUCUUUAUACUAUUGAACCUUUCUAUCUAAGAAUAAGAGGUGCCUUUAUAUUUUGUCAAGUAUUCUUUUGUGCCCUUCUUAUAGAUAUUGCCCAUUUCUUGCUAACCUCUUUUCUAGGGAGUUUAUCUUUUAUUUUUGCAGUUUAAAUGGGGUCUUUUCCAAUAUAAUUUUUAAUUGGAUGUAUAUUUGAAAGCUAUUGAUUUCUAUUAUAUUAGUUUUUGUACUCA